UCCUGUGCGUCAUUUCCGCUGAUCGUUUGCAUGAUGUUGAACUAGAAAACUUGUUCUGUUCAAAAACAGGAGGAAGAUUUAAGACCUACCUCCUAGUAUCCCAAAGGCAUCUACCUGAGCUGACCCUUCCUAUAAUCCACUCCUGUUCUUCCUAAGUACACGUUCUUUGUUUAGAAAUACCUCCACCUCUCCUGCUUUUUCUGUCUCUCCAUCGUUCCCUCCCUUCCAUCAUGACUGAGCCAGAUCUGCUCACAGAGGUCCCUGCCUCUCUUAAACGUCUGGCCAAGCAAGUAGUCCGGGGUUUCUACGGCAUUGAGCACGCUCUUGCGCUGGACGUGUUGAUCAGGAACCCUUGCGUACGUGAAGAGGACAUGCUGGAGCUCCUCAAGUUCGACCGCAAGCAGCUGCGCUCAGUUUUGAACACACUCAAGGCUGACAAGUUUGUCAAAUGCCGUAUGCGCGUGGAGACAGCGCCUGACGGCAAGGCGACUCGGCACAAUUACUACUUCAUUAACUACCGGCUGCUGGUUAAUGUGGUCAAGUACAAGCUGGACCACAUGCGCAGACGCAUUGAGACGGAUGAACGCGACUCGACUAACAGAGCCUCCUUCCGCUGCCCCUGCUGCACGAACACUUUCACUGACCUUGAGGCCAACCAGCUGUUUGACCCCAUGACUGGAACAUUCCGCUGUACCUUCUGUCAAACAGAAGUAGAAGAAGACGAAUCGGCUGUGCCAAAGAAAGAUGCCCGCACUCUGGUGGCACGAUUUAAUGAGCAGAUUGAGCCCAUCUAUGUAUUGCUACGAGAGACGGAGAACAUCAACUUAUCUCAUGACCUUCUGGAGCCCGAACCGGCAGAAAUCCCAGCCCUGAAACAGAGUCGGGAGCGGGCCGCCCAGUCUGCAGCAGCAGCUGCAGGGGCUGAUCGAGACACAUGGAAAACCAAAGGCUCGUCGUAUGACCUCUACACGCAGAAUGUGGUCAUCAGCAUGGAAGACCAGGAGUCUCAGCCUAGUCAGACCGCUGAAGGCAAAGCCCCCAAAGAGAGGCCCGUAUGGCUGACAGAAAGCACGGUGCAGGGGGCGUACAGCGAAACGGAUGCUCUGAAGAACUCUGGCGAGGACCCUAUAGAAACCCAGGAGGGCAUGGCUGCAAGAGGAGCCAACCAGGAUGAGAAUGAGGAGGUAAUGCAGGCUUUACUCAUUCAUGAGAAGAGGAGCGCAGUCGGUCCAGGAGGUGCCGUCGUCUCCAGACCGACCGUUCCAGUGGCCAACGCCAGCGACUCUGACAGCGAUACCAGCGAAUCGGAUGAGGACUCUUUGCCCCAGGCUCCAACCCACAUGGUGCACAAUGCUACAGCUCUGCGGCCAGGAAAACAAGUGGAUGAGGACGAAGAUGAUGACGAGUUUGAGGAGGUCGGGGAUGACCCUGUGGUUAUGGUAGGGGGAAGACCCUUCUCUUACAGGGAAGUAAGCCAGAGACCCGACCUGGUGGAACAGAUGAGCGCCCAGGAGAAAGAGGCGUACAUUGAGAUGGGCCAGAAUCUCUUCCAGGACAUGUACUACUGAGUUCAUCAUGUCUGUCUGCAUCUCGCUUGUGCCCUUUUUUCCACAGGAUCCAGUUUCGAUCUGUCUCCUUUGCACACUUACUCUCAAACGGUGUUGUGCGGCGUGCCAGAGCUGAGAAAUGUAGUGUUAUACCCUUUGACUGUUCUUUUUUACUCAACCCUCCGUCAUAUUCAUAUAUAAAACUUCUCUGGUGCCAGUUAUUGAGUGUGUAUCACUGUUGUAAACAAGAGUAUCAUACAUUGGCAAACACACUUGCACCGCUUCCUUUUUCAGUAUGUUUGUGGUCUCGCCAUUUUCAGAGACUUCCAAACAAAUAAGUGUUGCUGCAGUGACCUCUAGGACGGUUUUACUCAAAAGAAAACCCCAAACCGAAGGGUUCUGAGGCUUUUCUGGCAUGAUUGACUUUUGAAUGACAGAAAGUGACAGACUCUGUUUUGCUCAAAGCUACAGAGACAAUUCCGCAUCCUCUUGCUUUCUUGUCUU
Molecule: messenger RNA, 2051 nt
Organism: Rhinichthys klamathensis goyatoka
Lineage: Eukaryota; Metazoa; Chordata; Actinopteri; Cypriniformes; Leuciscidae
Gene: gtf2e1
Product: general transcription factor IIE, polypeptide 1, alpha
Exons: 5
Coding region: 231-1568 (445 amino acids)
Biological process (GO): transcription open complex formation at RNA polymerase II promoter; transcription initiation at RNA polymerase II promoter
Cellular component (GO): transcription factor TFIIE complex
Source: RefSeq, a predicted model, not a curated record